This is a messenger RNA of Spodoptera litura, 3241 nucleotides long. RefSeq names its product glycerophosphocholine phosphodiesterase GPCPD1. Lineage: Eukaryota; Metazoa; Arthropoda; Insecta; Lepidoptera; Noctuidae. Gene Ontology annotation, molecular function: glycerophosphocholine phosphodiesterase activity; starch binding. The record is from RefSeq and is a predicted model, not a curated record. Gene Ontology annotation, biological process: glycerophospholipid catabolic process.
AUAACAGUUGUGUUGUCAGUUGUCACUGUUGUCACUUGUCGUGAGAAGCUGGCUGGCGCAGACGGGUCGCUCGCUGCUUCAAUAGCCGAGUAAAAAGGCCAAAUUGGUUUGGAAAAUGUAUUUUUAAUGUUAUAAUAUUCUGAAGACCCGAAAAAACCAAAAUAUAAACGACCAAAAAAAAUGGCUGAGAAACCACCUGACCAUGAAGGUAAAAUAAUGACUCAAAUAUGGACUUUCACGGUGAAUGCGCCAGAUGUCGGCCCCAAAGAAAAAAUGUUCAUCACGGGAAGUAUUCCAGCGCUCGGUGAGUGGGACAACAACAAGGUUGUGUUACUUGACCGCGAAGAAGGUACAGAUUUGUGGUGUAAAUCCAUUACAAUUCCAAACACCUGUGAUAUAUUGUAUCGUUAUGGUAAAUGUAUUGUUAAUGAAGCCAACUCUAAUGCAAUAAUAAUUCGUCAAUGGGAAACACAUCAGCAGCCACGCAUUAUAAAAGAAACAGAUCUUCAUCCUUUUACCGACACAUAUGGCUAUUGCGACAAUAAGCAUAUGGUAUAUUCUGGUUGGCUCACAGUGUCAACAUUGCUACAGUUCAAGUUUAUGAAUAAUCCAUUGAAACUGCAGAGUUGUUUAGCCAAAAGAUUAUUGCGUAUAAAAAUUACGCCUGUUAAAUUAUCAUUUGGUGCAGAUGCACAGGUUGAUGAUUCAUCCCUUAGCACUGAUGCUAGUGCUGGUCCUGAGUGUGGGGUACUGGUUGAUGUGUCAACACUCCAUGAUGACCCAGCAAUCUGUGUUAUGAAGCCACAGGAUCAAUUUGGCAGAGACUACAAGCAAGAUGAUGUGUUACUAAUAAAUGUCACAGCUCCUAAUAUAAAUGCUCUUGCAUAUCUUGUGGACUUCUAUGCCUACAGUAGCAGAGCUGCAUCAGAAGACCCACCAUGCCAUGUGGGUUACACAUAUGUUCUUCCAAAUAUGUUUAAGUCCUCAGAGGGUGCUCUUGAUUUACCUGUGACUUGUAAUGUCAAACAUAGGCCUUUGGGAACAGUAAAUAUUGGGUACCUAAUUGUGAACCCUAUGCCUGAACAACUCUGCGACCUCAGCAUGUCUUUAGGAAAAUUUUGGGAUCCCACUUGGACUGGUUUAGAAGUUGGACAUAGAGGUUUAGGUGCUAGCUUUAAAACCAAAGAUGGGGAUGCUAUUCGUGAAAAUACCAUAGCAUCUCUUAAAAAGGCAGCUGCCAGUGGGGCAGACUUACUAGAAUUCGAUGUUCAGCUAAGUAAGGAUAUGGUGCCAGUCAUUUAUCAUGAUUUUUAUGUAUGUAUAUCAAUGAAAAGAAAGAGAGAAGUUGAACAUACAGAAAUGUUGGAAGUACCUGUGAAGGAUUUGACCUUAGAGCAUCUACAAAAAUUAAAGGUUUAUCACCUACUUGAAGGACGUAAUCAAGAAACAUUAUUUUUCGAUGACGAAUUAGAAGAACACCAACCUUUUCCUACUUUAGAAGAAACUUUGAAAAAAAUUGAUCCACAUGUUGGUUUCAAUGUGGAGUUGAAGUGGACCAUGGAAUUGAAUGAUGGCACAUUUGAAUUGAACAACCCAUUCGAUAUGAAUACGUACGUAGACAAGGUUUUAGAAACUGUUCUAAAACACGCCGGUGAUCGCCGCAUUAUAUUCUCUUGUUUCAACCCCGACAUUUGCACGAUGGUCAGACAAAAGCAGAAUAAAUAUCCUGUGAUGUUUUUAACUAUUGGUAUAACAAAAAGAUACCAGCCAUACCGCGAUGCUAGAUGUUCCAGCAUACCACUUGCCGUACAGAGCGCAGUCAGUACGGAAAUAUUGGGGGUCGUUGUACACACUGAAGAUUUGCUCAGAGAUCCAACUCAGGUGAAACUCGCAACAGACGCUGGUUUGAUCAUAUUCUGUUGGGGUGACGACAUAGUCAACAAAAGUGUCGUGAAGAAACUCAAAGACAUGGGACUCCAUGCUGUCAUAUACGACAAGUUGGACCAGUACACCACUAAAGAUGUGAAGGAGAGCAUAUUCCUGAUGGAAGCGCGGGAGUCACAGCGAGAACUCAUGCACCAAGCUGCUCUUGAUGAUGAGGCUUCUACCAAACCUUCUAGCUCGGAACAUGAAAACUAUGUCGUGAACCUUGAAGAUCGACCAUUCUUCAACCUUAGUGCUCGUGAAGCUAUUGAUGACCGGUCUACUGUCACAUCGCUAGAAUCAAUCGUUUGUGAUGAUGCUAGAACAGAACAUGACAAAGACAUUAUAGAGCCCAUCAAUAAAGAAGACCAAGUCAAAGAUCGAGAUAACAUUAUGAAACCGUAUCCGUAUCCCUGCGAUACUUCUAAACUUCUGCCAAAAAAGAAGAAACGUAGAAAUUAAAAUAUAAGUCAUAGCAAAUUAUCUAGAUCCCUAUAAAUACUUGCUCAAAUUUUAGAAUGAAAACCAAAUACAUUGUUUAUGACCUUUGAAGCGUAAUAUUGAGAUAGGUACUGUACUUCUGUAUCAUCAGUUUUUUUUUAAUUGAUGCAUGAACCAACACACCUCAUUUUAAGUAUUAUGUGUAAAACGAUUUAUAAAAUCAAUUGCUUUAUGUAGGGCUGUAGACAUGUGUAACUACGAAUUUAUUUUUGAUAAUAUGAUGUUUAUAAUAUUAAAUUAUUGUGUUAGUAGUCUUACCUGUAUGUAGUGGAUUUUCUAUAUUUACCAAUGUAUUGGAUUUAGUUGUUUUAGAUUAAAAAUAGGCAGGUAGUAAAAACAAAUUAUACAGGAAUAAAAUGUUAAUAUUAUGAUAAAUCUAUAUUUUAGUAUUAAACAAAUAACUCGAAAAAAACAGUAACAUACAGUGACAUAUCGUAACUACCUUAAUAAAUACCUAUCCAUUUCUUUUUUUAGAAUAGGUUUCUUAAAAUAGUUGUAUAAGUCAAACAUGUUAUCUUAUAAAUACAAUUUAUAAAAUUCAACCUCAAGCGCCAUUCUCCAUUUAUACCGAAAUAAAUUAUAGAAUUGCAAAAUAUACAUAGUUUAAUACAAGGCUAUGUUUAGAUUUUACUGUGAUAUUUUUUUAUACUUAUUGUAAAAAAAUCAACAAGUUCCCGAGAAACAAAACAUGUAACCAUUCACACAUAAACUCUUUUUGUAAUUAACGAUAAGUAUCAAAACGUUAUUUUUUAUUUUAUAUUUUCAUAAACAUUAUUUAUAAUAAAUAUUGUUUCUGUGAUCCAAUUUUGAGUUUUAU